Messenger RNA from Nematolebias whitei (Rio pearlfish), 888 nucleotides. It is a transcript of the gene rax, whose product is annotated as retinal homeobox gene 3. The coding region runs from base 1 to 888 and encodes 295 amino acids. Gene Ontology annotation, molecular function: DNA-binding transcription factor activity, RNA polymerase II-specific; RNA polymerase II cis-regulatory region sequence-specific DNA binding. Gene Ontology annotation, biological process: positive regulation of transcription by RNA polymerase II. The transcript is spliced from 3 exons. Lineage: Eukaryota; Metazoa; Chordata; Actinopteri; Cyprinodontiformes; Rivulidae. The record is from RefSeq and is a predicted model, not a curated record.
AUGUGGCUCCUGGGGUCAACGUCCCAAGUGAAGAUGAUGAUGAUGAUGGAGGAGUCCCCCCCUGCUCGCUCCGUGCAGAGUCCCGGGUCCAGAGUCCACAGCAUCGAGGCCAUCCUGGGCUUUAAAGAGGACACGGUCUUCCACAAAGCCGGCACGGAACCGGUUCCGGUCCAAGCUGGGCCUGGAGCCGUCCCUCUAAGGAAGAAGGUUCACCUCUCAGACAGCUGCGACAGUGCCUCCGCUGCAGAAGCGGACUCUCCGGACCACGACGGGAAGCUGUCCGACGACGAGACCCAGAAGAAGAAGCACCGCCGGAACCGAACCACCUUCACCACCUUCCAGCUGCACGAGCUGGAGCGGGCCUUCGAGAAGUCCCACUACCCAGAUGUGUACAGCAGAGAGGAGCUGGCCCUGAAGGUCAACCUGCCGGAGGUUCGAGUCCAGGUGUGGUUCCAAAACCGGCGAGCCAAGUGGCGCCGUCAGGAGAAGCUGGAGGUGGGCUCCAUCAAGCUGCAGGACACCCCUUGCUCCUCUCUGCUCUCCUUCAGCCGGCCCCCCUCGGGGCCCCUGGGCUCUGGGCUGCAGCUGGACCCCUGGCUCUCCACCCCGAUCAGCCCCUCCGCCUCCCUGCAGUCCCUGCCAGGCUUCAGCUCGCAGAGCCUCUCGGGCACUUACGCUCCAUCUCCUCCUCCUUCCAUGCCUCCAUCCUUACCCACAUCUUUUUUCAACUCCCCAGCUUUGGGACACGGCCCUCACCUGGCCCACAUCGGCUCUGUGUGCCCCCCACCACCGACGUACCAGUGCACAUCUAACCCUAGGAACUCAAGUAUCGCCUCCCUGAGGAUGAAGGCCAAGGAACACAUUCAGUCUAUUGGGAAGACGUGGUGA